Messenger RNA from Coturnix japonica (Japanese quail), 3212 nucleotides. RefSeq names its product potassium calcium-activated channel subfamily N member 3 (gene KCNN3). The record is from RefSeq and is a predicted model, not a curated record. NCBI's taxonomy places the organism in Eukaryota, Metazoa, Chordata, Aves, Galliformes, Phasianidae. Gene Ontology annotation, biological process: potassium ion transport. Gene Ontology annotation, cellular component: membrane. Gene Ontology annotation, molecular function: small conductance calcium-activated potassium channel activity; calmodulin binding.
GGCGGCGGAGGAGGAGGAGGAGGCGGCGGCGACGACGACGACGACGGGGCAGGUGCGCGGCGGGCGGUGAGACGGCACCGCCAUGGACACGUCGGGGCACUUCCACGAUUCGGGCGUGGGGGAUCUGGAGGAAGACCCCCGGUGCCCGUGCCCGUCGUCGGGGGACGAACGGCCGCCGCCGCCGCCGCCGCCCGCCGCGCUGCCGCCGCUCCAGCACAGCCUGUUGCACUCCUCGCCCGGGUCGUUGCGGGCCCCUCCUCCCGCCGCCCCCGCCGCCCUCCACCCUUCCUCUCGCCACGGCAGCCAGCUCAACCUCAGCGACCACUUGGGCGGCCACUCGCCGGGCUCGGCGGUGCCGUCGGGGGGCAAACACCGGCAGCCCAGCCCCCUGGUGCACCGGCGGGAUAGUAACCCGUUCACCGAGAUCGCCAUGAGCUCCUGCAAGUACAGCGGGGGGGUGAUGAAGCCCCUCAGCCGGCUCAGUGCCUCCCGCAGGAACCUCAUCGAGGCCGAACCCGAAGCUCAGCCCUUACAGCUCUUCGGGGCCGGCGGACCCCCCGAAAUCGUCGUGUCGAGGGAGGACAACCACGCUCCCCCCGCCCGACCCCCCACCCGUCACGGUCCCCGAACCGACCGGCCGCCCGCCCGACCCGCUCCUGCCGGUUUUGCCAAAGGGCCCAAACGUAAAGCUCAGAACAUCGGGUACCGGUUGGGUCACCGGCGUGCGCUGUUCGAGAAGAGGAAGAGGCUCAGCGACUACGCGCUGAUCUUCGGCAUGUUCGGCAUCGUCGUGAUGGUCAUCGAGACCGAGCUGUCCUGGGGGCUCUACUCCAAGGACUCCAUGUUCUCCCUGGCCCUGAAAUGCCUUAUCAGCCUCUCCACCGUCAUCCUGCUCGGGCUCAUCAUCGCCUACCACACGCGGGAGGUGCAGCUCUUUGUGAUCGACAACGGCGCCGACGACUGGCGGAUCGCGAUGACGUACGAGCGCAUCCUUUACAUCAGCCUGGAGAUGCUGGUUUGUGCCAUCCACCCCAUCCCUGGGGAGUACAAAUUUUUCUGGACCGCACGCUUGGCGUUCUCCUACACUCCCUCUCGGGCGGAGGCGGACGUGGACAUCAUCCUGUCCAUCCCCAUGUUCUUGAGGCUCUAUUUGAUUGCUCGCGUCAUGCUGCUGCACAGCAAGCUCUUCACCGACGCCUCGUCACGCAGCAUCGGAGCCCUCAACAAGAUCAAUUUCAACACCCGUUUUGUCAUGAAGACCCUCAUGACCAUCUGCCCCGGGACGGUGCUGCUGGUGUUCAGCAUCUCCCUAUGGAUCAUCGCCGCGUGGACGGUGCGGGUGUGUGAGAGGUACCACGACCAGCAGGACGUGACCAGCAACUUCCUGGGGGCCAUGUGGCUCAUCUCCAUCACCUUCCUCUCCAUCGGGUAUGGGGACAUGGUGCCACACACCUACUGUGGGAAGGGGGUCUGUCUGCUGACUGGCAUCAUGGGCGCUGGUUGCACAGCCCUAGUGGUGGCCGUGGUGGCCAGAAAGCUGGAGCUCACCAAAGCAGAGAAGCACGUCCACAACUUCAUGAUGGACACGCAGCUGACCAAGAGGAUCAAGAACGCGGCGGCCAACGUCCUGCGGGAGACGUGGCUCAUCUACAAGCACACCAAGCUGCUGAAAAAGAUCGACCACGCCAAAGUCCGGAAGCACCAGAGGAAGUUCCUACAAGCCAUCCACCAGUUGCGCAGUGUGAAGAUGGAGCAGCGGAAGCUGAGCGACCAGGCCAACACGCUGGUUGACCUUUCAAAGAUGCAGAACGUGAUGUACGACCUCAUCACCGAGCUCAACGACCGCAGCGAGGACCUGGAGAAGCAACUCGGCAGCUUGGAGGCCAAACUGGAGCAGCUGAGCGCCAGCUUCAACUCACUGCCUCUGCUGCUGGCCGACAUGCUGCGCCAGCAGCACCAACGCCUGCUCGCCGCCGUAGUGGAGGCUCGGGCUGUUGCCGUGCCCGCCGGCACCCCACAGACCCCGCUAUCUGAGAGCCCCAUUGGGGUCAGCUCCACCUCCUUCCCCACCCCGUACACCAGCUCCAGCAGCUGCUAAAAGCGCAGAGCAAAGCCCCCUUCCCAGCGCUCUACGGACACAGGGAGAGCUGGCGCCGGUCCUGAGGACUCAGUGUUCCCACUGGGAACGAUGUUGGAGCGGUGACGCCUUGGGAUGGACAUCUCCCCCCAUCUCCCCCUCCUCCCAACCCCCUCCUCUCCUCCCCUCCCCCCGUUUCGGUGCCUCUACUCGUGGUGAAGGAAGGGGACGGAGGCGACGCUUCGCGCCGCGGCGCUCGGUGGAGGACAGGAAUCCACGCUCAAUCUCAGGUCUUCACAUUGAAAACAAAACAAAAAAAACAAACACAAAACCAGUCGGAAGCACUGAAGAGACGGAGACACCGGAGGGAGAAUCGCACCGUGUGGAGCAUGGGGGCUGCGGGGGGCACAGGGCUGCUCACCCCCCCCCCAACCUGCCUCCCCAAAUCCCUUCAGUGCAUUCCCCUCCUCCUGACCCUGGAGUUCUUGCACAGCUCUGCCCUGAGAUGUCCGUGCUCCGUCCCGUCUCCUUGCCAAGACACCAACACGUUCCCCUCGCUCUGUUCCAGGGUAGGUGGUGGGCUCUGAGCUGCCCUGGGUGGGGGGGAGGGGGCUCAGUGCAGCACUGGUGCUCUCCGAUCGUUGUUUUGGCUCAUUGGAGCCUCGAGCAGUGCUUAACACAGCUGGGGACGGCCCCAUUGCUGCCCCCCACCCCAUCCGGAGGUCUCCAAGCCUCGGAACACCCCUAUAAUUAGGGGAAGGCACCGGGCGCAGCUCUGACCCCGAUGCCACGGGACGAUGCUCGGUGUGGGACACUUCAUCUGUUUAAAACCACCCCACACCCCACACCGCUCCUGCUGGGGGUCAGCAGCACCGGGGAGUGAAGGUCCCUGUUCUGCUGUCACCACGUCCCCUUCUCGUGUCACCCCGCAGCAGUUUGGGGUUCUACCCGGUCCCUGCGCCACCCCCCUUCUUUGUGGGGAUGGCAUUUGCUGCUUUCAUUGAAAAACACAGCAGAGGAUAUUUAUAUAUUUUUAAACAGAUGAAGUAAGCGUGUAAUUACUCCGUGAUAUUAAUUACACAUCAGCCGGCAGUGUCAGUAAUUGUAAUCAAAAGCCACUGUGUUACUCCAGGUA